This is a messenger RNA of Rotaria sp. Silwood1, 1035 nucleotides long. The record is from the annotation of a GenBank genome assembly. NCBI's taxonomy places the organism in Eukaryota, Metazoa, Rotifera, Eurotatoria, Philodinida, Philodinidae.
AUGUGUGAACGAUCAUCAUUAUUUCUUGUUGAAGCAAAAUUAAUUAUAUAUGAUCUUUUAAAACGUACUUUAGAAUUAUUCGAUUUAUGUUUUUAUUUAGUUGAACAUUAUCGUAUUGAUAAUUAUUUUUUUGAACGUGAACAAAAACGUGAUUAUCAUUAUUAUUCUAUUUAUAAAUCAUGUAAAUUAAAUUAUAAUAUUAUUUCUGAUAUUGAUAAUUAUCUUCAUCGUUUAUAUGUAUCAUGUCGUUUAAUAAAAAGUAAUUUACGUUCAUUAUAUGCAACUCGAAUAUUAUCAUCAAAUGAUUAUAUUGUUAUUGAUGAUGAAAUUUAUGAAUUAAUUAAAUUUUUUCAAUUAAAAAUUAAUAAACAAUUAUAUCAAUUUCAAUCAAUAGAAAAACAAACAACAAAUAAAUUAAAACAAACUAAUGAAAUUUUAAAUAAAAGAUAUCAUUCACAACGUAUGAUUCAUUAUUCAAAAACAAUUGAAUCAUUUGUAUUUCUUCCUCAAACUUUGAAUUAUAAUAAUAAUAAUAAUAAUAAUUCUCAACCAAUGGAAGAAUAUCAUAAUAUAUUAAUAUUAUUUCGAAAAAUUUCUCAAUUUUAUCAAUUAAUUAUUGAUGAAUUAUAUGGUGUUCAUCAUAUACGAGAUUCAUAUAUUCUUCAACCAAUUGCAAUUAAUAUUAUUCGUUUACUUUUAUUGAUUACAAAUAAAUUAAAACAAUAUGUUAAAAUUAAUUCACCAAUGAUUAUUUAUAAUAAUCAUUUACGUAUAAAACAAAAUGAAGAAAUUUGUCAUAAAGAAAAGAAAACAAAAUAUAAAUUAAUUGAAAUUCAACCAACUAAUAUAAAUACUUUAAUAUCAUCAAAAUCUUCAAAUUAUGAACUUGUAAAAGAAGAAACUAAUGAUAAAAAUAUUGAAUAUAUUCGAAAUGAUAAUUAUUCAUCAAAUAUAAUACAAAAAGAUCAAACAAAUUUAUUAGAUUUUGAUGAAGAUGAAUUCUAUCGUUUAGCUAAUCUUGAACGAGAUGAUUAA